Messenger RNA from Lytechinus variegatus (green sea urchin), 5918 nucleotides. RefSeq names its product 1-phosphatidylinositol 4,5-bisphosphate phosphodiesterase gamma-1-like. The record is from RefSeq and is a predicted model, not a curated record. Lineage: Eukaryota; Metazoa; Echinodermata; Echinoidea; Temnopleuroida; Toxopneustidae. Gene Ontology annotation, biological process: phosphatidylinositol-mediated signaling; phospholipid catabolic process; positive regulation of epithelial cell migration. Gene Ontology annotation, molecular function: protein binding; phosphatidylinositol-4,5-bisphosphate phospholipase C activity.
GUGACGGGUGAGCCGUACAGAGGAUCCUUGGGGGGUCAUUGGUGUUGACUGCUGGUGCUGGAAGAUGGCGGUGAUACAGAACGGCACCAUGGAGCUAACCGAACAGGACAUACACAGCAUGCAGCACAACCUGGCCCUUGGUACGCUCUUGACCCGAUUCUAUGGUCGCAAGAGACCCGAGCGGAAGUCUUUCGAGGUCAACAUGGAGACCAGGCAGGUUGUAUGGAGGAGGCAGGGAGGACGAACUGAAGGAGCAAUCAACAUCAGAGAAAUCAAAGAAAUCAGACCGGGCAAGGUUUCCAAAGACUUUGAGAAGUGGCCUGAGGAACAUCGUAGGCACCCAAACAACAUCUGCUUUGUGGUGUUCUAUGGUACAGAGUUCAGGCUGAAGACACUUUCUGUAGCUGCUGUGAAUGCAGAUGAGUAUCACCUUUGGAUAACUGGACUCAAAUGGCUAAGAAAACACAGAGAAAAGGCUAGUUACCCAUUACAAGUCAGGAGGUGGCUACGAAGGGAAUUCUAUGCCAUGGGAAAGAACAAAACAGACACAGUUUCAUUGAGAGACAUGAAGUCAUUUCUUCCAAGAAUUAACCUGAAGAUGAACACUAGAGAACUUAGAGAAAACUUCAAUGAGGCAGACCGAUGGGGUCGGCAAGAGAUACCAUUUGAUGGCCUUCUUCAGCUUUAUAACAACCUGGUUUUCCAACAAGAGGUGGCAGACAGGUUACGUGAAUACUACAAUGACAUGAAUAGAGUAACUUUGAAUGAUUACAUCAGGUUUUUAGCCCAAGAACAGAAGGACCCAGUUGCCAACAACCCACACGAAGUUAAACAGUACAUCAAGAAGUAUUUUGCUGACUCUGGGAAACCCCCAGUUGAAAGCGAUAGUGACCUCUCUUUCACGGUGCAAGAAUUUGUAGAUUACCUUUACUCCAAAGACAAUGAGAUAUGGAAUCGUUUCUAUGACAACAUUACAGAUGACAUGGAUAGACCACUAUGCGAUUAUUGGAUUGCCUCUUCUCACAACACAUACCUUACUGGAGAUCAAGUAUCCAGUGAAUCGUCAGUGGAAGCCUACGCUAGGUGCCUCCGGAUGGGAUGUAGAUGCCUUGAAUUGGACUGUUGGGAUGGACCGGACGGGUUACCAAUCAUCUACCAUGGUCACACCUUGACAACAAAGAUAAGAUUUUAUGAUGUCCUCAAGACGAUCAAGGAACAUGCAUGGAUCACUACAGACUUUCCAAUUAUCUUAUCGAUAGAGAAUCAUUGCUCUCUGCUACAGCAGAGGAACAUGGCUUGCCUCUUCCAAGAAGUCUUUGGAGAGAACUUGCUAACACAGCCAAUAGAUAGGGAUGCCAAUAGUCUUCCUGCCGUCAGCAAGCUGAAGAGGAAGAUCAUUCUUAAACACAAGAAGCUCCCCGAUAAUGGAAACGAGACAUUCACUGUGCCCCAAGAAGACAGUCUAGAUUUUGACUUGAGAAAUUCAACCAAAAAUGGCAUUCUACUUCUUGAGGAUCCAUUAGAUCAAGAAUGGGCUCCUCAUUACUUUGUUCUGACUGACACCAAGCUGUACUACUCAGAAGAGACCAACACCCAGGCCAGUCAGGAUGAUGAUGAUGAUGCUAGCUCCAUUGAACCGGCCACACCCAAUGAAGAGCUUCACUACUCCGAACCCUGGUUUCACGGAAAACUAAACACAAACCCAGACCAGCAGCCCCGCACUGUUGCUGAUGAGCUUCUUACACGAUAUCAGCAAGGCGAUGGAACAUUCCUUGUUCGUGAAAGUGAAACCUUCAAAGGAGACUAUUCCCUUUCAUUCUGGGCCAUGGGAAAGGUCAACCACUGUCGAAUCAAGUCCAAGCUUGACCGAGGUCAAUCCAAGUACUUCCUUGUGGAGAACAUGCCGUUUGAUAGUCUCUACACACUUAUCAACCACUACCGGGCGGUACCCCUACGUAGCCGAGACCUGGAGGUUAGGCUCACUGAACCAGUGCCCCAGCCCCCGAGCCACGAGAACAAAGAAUGGUUUCACAGUCGACUGAGCAGACAUGAGGCGGAGGACAUGCUAAAGAGGGUUCGUCAGGAUGGUGCGUUUUUAGUCAGAAAGAGUGAGCGAGAGAAUGAUGCUUUCGCCAUCUCGUUCAGAGCGGAUGGGAAGAUCAAGCAUUGUCGUAUCAAGCAAGAGGGUAGGCUCUUUACGAUUGGAAGUGCCCAGUUUGAGAGCCUUGCGGAGCUCUGCAGCUAUUAUCACAAGUACCCCCUCUAUAGGAAGAUGAAGUUAAAGUCUCCUGUCAACCAAGAAGUGGUCGAUAGAGUAGGAGGGGAUUUAGAUCCAGAGGAUGAUCCUAUCUAUGGAACAGGAGGAAUCUACAUGGAUCCAAACCAAUUUGUACCAAAGGUCACUGUAAAAGCAUUAUAUGAUUACAAGGCACAGAGAGAAGAUGAAUUGUCAUUCUGCAAACAUGCCAUUAUCACCAAUGUUGAUAAACAAGACCAUGGAUGGUGGAAAGGGGAUUACGGUGGUAAGAAAAAUAUGUGGUUUCCAUCCAAUUACGUUGAAGAGGUGACAACCCCUGCUACCAAUGACCAGGGACAGAAUGCAACACUCCUAGGUAACCUUCAAAAGGGUGCUAUUGACAUCAAUGGAUGCAGUGUUGAAAUGAUGCUAGGUGUGAGGACAAGACAGCAUUUUGUGUUCAGAAUAAUCUCGCCGACGCAGCGUAAUGCGAUGGACGUAGCGGCCACCGACCUAACAGAGCUUGAGGACUGGAUGAAAUGCAUACAGGAAGCUUCAGUCAAAGCCACUGUUAUGACAAAGAGUAUCCAGAAUCAUGAACGUAGACUGCGUAUCGCGAGGGAAUUCUCCAGGCUCAUCGUCUACUGCAGAUCUGUUCCAUUCUCAGAAGACAACAUUCCAGGCAAAUACUUUGAGAUGUCGUCCUUCCCUGAAACCAAAGUAGAGCGUUACAUGGUUCCUGGCAAGUCAAAGAUCCUUGUGGAUUACAACAGGAAACAGGUCAGCAGGACCUAUCCUAAAGGUCAACGUAUCGAUUCGUCCAACUAUGACCCCAUCCCAAUCUGGUUCUGCGGUUGUCAGAUGGUCUCUCUGAACUACCAGACUCCAGAUCGUCAUAUGCAGGUGAAUGAGGGCAUGUUUGCACUCAAUGGGAGAUGUGGAUAUGUACUGAAACCAGAAUGCAUGUUUGAUAAGAACUUUGAUUCUUUCGACAAGAGAACACUAUCAAACGUUGAUCCCAUCCAUCUAACCAUUACAAUCAUAGCAGCCCGUCAUUUGCAGAAGACCGGCCGUGGUAUAGCCAGUCCAUUUGUUGAAGUAGAAGUGCUUGGUUCUGACUAUGACAGUGGGAACAAAUACAAGACAAGCACAAAAGCUGAUAAUGGUUUUAACCCAGUCUUCAAUGAAGUGUGUGAGUUUGAUGUAUCCAACCCAGAUCUAGCCAUGCUAAGGUUUGUCAUCCAGGAUGAAGAUGUCUUUGGUGAACCUAACUUCCUGGGCCAGGCUACCUACCCUCUCAAGGCUAUCAGAACAGGAUAUCGAUCUGUCCAGCUGAAGAACGGGUAUUCUGAAGAGCUGGAACUAGCCACACUCUUGGUCCAUGUUGAUAGGAGAGUCAUAGGGGAAUGUGACGACAGCGACCUUUACGCGUCCAUUCAGAUGUUGAGAGAGAGGACGCAAGAGCUGACUGCUGUGGUCAAUACCAUGGACAGACCAGACAUGGACAAUGGUGCUGGGGGCGGAGAGUCGGACGCGUUCCGCUUGAAGACGGCAGAGCUGAAUAACUGCCAGGAGGCGCUCUUCAAUCUCCAAGAACAGAGAAAACAACGGGUGGAGAAGAGAAAACUUAGAAAAACAGCAAGCAACAGUCAGAGCCGACUUCCCAGACCUUAAGAUGAAAUCGCAAAAAUCAACAGUAAACUGAUCAUUGAUUAUGAUCCCAUACCAGAAGGUGUUAGAGAGUUCUUAUCUUCAACUGGAAAGUGAAGAAGUUCUUGUGGAAUUCUCUUAUGGCACUGUACUUAUGAAUAUCUACCAAGGGAGCUCACAGGAUUGACAAGAUAUGGUCAUUGGAGGAAUGGAAGCUGCAAAGCUUGGUUCAGUUUGCAUUCACUUUGAUUACAGAUUAUCAGAUGAAUGUCAUCUGUACAUUCUGUGAUGAUUGUAUAGUAUCAAUUGACCAUUAUCUUUGCGUUCAUGUGAUGAUUGCAGAUUAUUAAGUGACUCAUCUGUACAUUCAUGCGAUGAUUGCAGAUAUCUAUUGACUGUUGUCUAUACAAUCAGUUGAUGAUCGCAGAUUAUUGAAUGACUGUCAUCUGUACAUUUACAUGGUCAUGAUUGCAUAUUAUCAAAUGACUUGUCUAUACAUUCAUGUGAUGAUUGCUUAGUGUCAAUCAUAUACAUGUAUGAAUUCAUGAGUGGAAUGCAGAUUCUCAGAUGAAUGUCAGCUAUACAAUCAUGUGAUGAUGAUUGCAGAGUAUCAAUCAACUGUCAUCUAUAAAAUCGGGUGAUGAUUGCAGAUUAUUUAAUGAUCGUAACCUAUACAUUUAAAAGCUAACGAUUGCAGAUUAUCAGAGGACUUUCAUUUAUACAAUCAUGUGAUGAUGAUUGCACAGGAGGAUAAUAUUUUGUCUUGUGGACAGAAUUUAAGUGACUAAAUAUAACCUUCUCUGGAGUGUUAUCGUGGAAAUGCAGAGUAUAAUCUCUAAUAUGCUUUUAAUCCGUUGAAGAUUCAUUUUAUUUUCAUACUAUAUAUGCCCAUUGCGGAUGGGUUUGGGAUUUUUUUUAUUGUGAUAGCCACAUGUUGAAUGUAGAUGAUGCAUGUGGGAUAUUUUGGUUUAUGUACAAAAAACUGUCCAACAUCUCAUUGAGUUCAUGUAAAGUCGAGUGGAAUUAACCUAAAUGGAUCAUGUCUAUUAACAUAACUUUUAGUCUUGUUGAAAAGAAUUUAAGUUUUCUAUCCUCUAUUGCUUUCUAUUGAUGUAAAGUCUACCUGAAUGAUCUGUUAAUGUGUAUUGAUCUAUUAGGUUGUAGUCACAUAUUGGCAUUAGACAUUACUGGGACCUGUUUUACAAAGUGUUGUGAUGUAUUUAUAUCAUUCUCAAACCGAGAUUGAUCUCAAAUUGUGUAGUUAAGUAAUAUCAGAUUAGAUCUCAAUCUGUGUUUGAUUUGAAUCAAUCGCAACUCUUUGUAAGACAGUGCUCAUUUCAUUUUUAUGUGCGCAGGAUAACAACUCAUCACCAUGGCAAUGCCAUAUAAAAUAACCAAACAUUUUAUUAUAAAGUCUAUCUCUCUACUAAAAGGAAUUAUAUGAUAUAUAUGUGUAAUGAUACAAUCACAUGUAUGAAAAAAAAUAAUCUACAUGAAUCUAAGAGACUCAUGCAAAAAUACCAAGAACAAUUGUUGUAAAUCCAUUAAAUGUUUAUGAUUUGAAGAAGAAAUCUUGAGGGAUUUUGGUACAGGAAAAUUGUUCAAUGUUUUAACCAAAAAUAUUUUUUCUGGGUUGAGUUUGAGUAGAUGUAUUUGUAUUUUGGAUUAUACAAACAUGGUGCAUUUUUUUAUAUGUAGUGUAUGUAAUAGUGGGAAUAUUGUGGUGUAGUGCUUCUGACUUUCGCCUUUCAGUCAGUGUCGUGGGUUCAAAUCCAAGCAAGAUAUUUAUCAAUAUUGUUCUGUACAUGACCAAGGUGCAGUAUGUUAUUCUUUGGCAGGAUUAUCAUUUUCUUGAACACUUGUCUGUCGGGAUAGGCAGCUUGGCUAUAGCCAGAGUAAUAAUCACAAUUAGCGCCUAGAGUACUCUGCAGAGAGGAAGCAGGUGUUUUGCUAUAUAUUAUUAUUUUUUGUAUUUUUAUUUUAGUAAUGAAAAUUUGCAAAAUGCACUGAUUACAACAUGCAUAAACAUAAU